GCACGAGACAAGAUGCGGAACAAGUUUUGUCCCUCUUGUAGCAGAUCAUUACCUCACGCGAAAUUUCUGCUUUGUUAUGUAUGAGGGGAAAAUUCGACUGACUAAUUGGACUUCUUGAGAAGAUGGCGCGUCAUGACGAUAUGGCACUUUCUCACUUUGCAAUAGCAAAUACAUAGAUACAUAUUGUUGGAAAUAUAUAAGAGAAGGCAUCUCUCGCCAAUAUGUCUGAAUCAUUUUCAUUUCACACCAUAAAUCUACGCAUCUAAGUAAUACUCAACCCUUCAACUCACAGGUUCAACUAUUCUUCACAGCUAGUCACAAAUAAAUAGCAAUGGCAGCCACUGCAGACACAUCUAAAACAUUCUUCCCUCUCUCCGGCCUUGGAGGCGACGGGUGGUCUACCGAAGACGAAGCCACAGCUACCUGUUACUGCGGCGCAGUCCAACUCGCAUUCCCAACCCAUGGCCCAGGUUACCAAGGCACAUUCGUAUGCAACUGCUACGAUUGCCGCAAGAUAACGGCCUCAACAUUCGCAUCCAACUUCACCAUCGCCGACACCCACCUCAAGCAUGUCCGUGGGCAAGAAAAUCUCAAAACCUUUGGCCAGGCAGAGACUAUUGGGUUCGGGAAGACCAUGACGAUUUAUUUCUGCCAGACUUGUGGCACGCUGAUGUAUCGUGUUGGGGCUGCGUAUCCUGGUGUUAGAUUUCUCCGUCUUGGAACGGUGGAUGAUUUUAGUUUGCACGAGACGAAAUUGCGGCCGACUAUUGAGCAGUUUGUGAAGGAUCGUGUGAGCUGGGUGCAUGGUGUUGAUGGGGCGAAGAAGUUUGAGGGAAUGGCAGAGUUUUAAGGAGGAUUUUGAAGGAAGACUUAGGUGUCUGGGGUAGCAUGGGAUGCAUGCAGAGUUCAUUGAUCCGUAUUCGUCUUCUUAUUUCCAACAUCCAAAAAGGAAGGCUUGAUUCGCAUUGAACUCACACCCACUUUCGUCCUUUCUGUCUUCGUGCUGAAUCAUCCGCGAAUCUCUG
This is a messenger RNA of Cadophora gregata, 1025 nucleotides long. RefSeq lists its product as uncharacterized. The record is from RefSeq and is a predicted model, not a curated record. Lineage: Eukaryota; Fungi; Ascomycota; Leotiomycetes; Helotiales; Ploettnerulaceae. Gene Ontology annotation, molecular function: carbon-sulfur lyase activity. The transcript is spliced from 2 exons. Bases 332 to 850 code for a protein of 172 amino acids.